AUGGAACAGGAAGCCGACAGCAGCAGGGCCAAAUACAGCUCUGUGUCUGCCACAGCAGCCACCGACACGCCACUGAGCAAAGGGUUUAUACCCCGAGGGUUGGGAAAGGCUAAACGACAAACUUUGAGGCGGCUUGCUGUCAAAUUUAAAUUAAAAGAUGGUGAGUUGUAUUAUGGCAACCGGAGGGUUGUCAAAACCAGAGAGGAGGCACGGUCACUUUUCCACAGGUUCCAUGAGUCGCCAACAGGAGUGCACCACGGCAUCAGUAAAACGAGGACUGCUUUGAGUUCCAGGUUUUACUGGUCUGCAAUGUCAAAAGACAUAAAUAACUGGGUACUGCAGUGUGACAAGUGCCAGAACAUUGGAAAACCACGCGUUGUUCCACAAACACUGGAAUUUAUUAAGUGUGAUGAUAUCGACCAGCAGUGGCCUCUGGAUGAAACAGCAGCAGCUGCAGUCACUAUAGCGGACCCGCAGGAAACCGGCAUUGCUGACACCGUCACACCGCGGUCAUACACGCCAGUGUCUCAUGAACAGUCUGGUUCAACAUGGAACACUUCAGACGAUGGAACCUCAGUGGAAAAUUCAAUCAACAGCACAUCUGUUCCUGCAUCAGUCAAGAAGAAGAGACGACAUGCACAGGCAGAGAUGUUUCAGACUCUAGCUACCUUCUGCAGCGAGCACAUGGCAAGAUGCACGGCGAUGCUUUCGGAAAUGCACGCUUGUGUUAACAGUCAGCAAGAUGAGUGCACCAGCUUUGCUCUAGCAGUCGCACACUCCCUCCGUAAACUCCCACCUGAACGACUGGAAAUGACAAAAACAAAGAUUUAUGCUUUACUGGGUGAAGCACAUAACCAAUCAUAACUUGUGUUUUUUUUUUUUUUUGUCUCAUCCCCCUCAACAGCCGGAAGCAACAAGAAUUUCCUAGAUUUCUUUUAAACUUCCAACUCAUUUUGGGUCUUUUUAGAUCUUAAAAAAAAAAAAAAAGGGAUCCAGAUAACUUUUUAAAAAUCAUUUGUUACUAAACACACUCCAUGUUCAGUUCAUCAUUAAAACACAUUGGAGCCUCACACAAAACCUUUACAUACACAUCUCACUGUUUCAGUAUGAUGAGCUCAUAAGAAUGUGCUGCACCAGAUUCAGCGAACACUCGUAAAUCCUUAUAAUUGUGUAAAUUAUGUGCGUAAACCUACUGAAUUCUGCCAAUAUGCAAAUUCUCCCUAUUGCAUAUUAUCACCUAUGAGCCACUGUAGAUGGAGCACUGUUAUUGCCUGAUUGCAGAGAUUCACAUACUGUUAGCCAUACUUCCGGUUGCGCUGUGACUGACAGUGGUCAUAAAAUGAGCAUUAAAAAUGCAUCCAUGAAGUGUAAACCAGACUUGAGAAACUAAAUAACAAAUACAUACGCUGCAACACAACCAUACCCCACUGAUUUUAGUUCUCCUUCGGUGGCAUACAGCAGCCACUAAGAAUACAGUGCUACUGUCCGACACCGCUUUUCACUUCAGUUUUGUGAGCUUCAGUAAUUCGUUCCCCAGGUUCAACACGCAUCCGAUUGUCAGUCACAUUUGUUUCUUGAUUUAUCGAUUUGUUCCUGUUGAGAUCAGGAAUAAAUUGUUCACAGAACUGGUAUGCAGCUGCUUCAGACUUCAGAGCUUCAUAAACUUCGAUAUUUCCAAGUUCCACAGGUCAGUCACAUUUGUCCAAAUACAGUCAGAAUCAGAAUCGCCUUUAUUGUCAUUGUAAUUUGCUUUGCAGUGAUAUUAGAGUGCAACUCCAAAAGGUGCUCUUCUGAGGUGCAAGUAACUGUUAGCCAAAUAAAAGAUAAUAAAAUUUAACAAUAAAUUAUUCAAAGUAUGUCAAUUAAGCAGGUGUCAUGUGCUGAGACUGCAGUGAUCCUGGAAUUGUUGUAAACAUCCCUUUCUUAUAUUUCCCACUUUUGUUUUAACAAGUAUAGUCUUGAAGUUAAAAAUGUCAUUUAGUUAUUGGUUACUGAAUUGCAUUUUAUGCACAGAAUUAGUCAUACUGAGAUUGUUGCACUGACUUUUUGUCAUGCUAAGUUGUAUAUAUUUAUUUACAAAUGCUGAGUUUGUUUCUCAAUUGCAAGUAGUAAGAAACCUGAGACCAAUUUCAGCACAGCAAAAGUGGCAGACAUUUGUUUUCCAGCAGUGCACAUGGGUAAUUUAGUUUUCAGGGAGUACACAUGUGCACUUGUAAAUUCAGUACGGUACAACCUCAGUAUUUGACAGUAAGCUUGCAUAUCGUGAACAGCGAGUGGUGCUGGUCAUAAUCUUAUAAACUUGCACAGCUUUCUCAUAGACAAAAAUAAAACUGUCAGGUGUUGUGUGAAUGGGACUGGACGUUCAGCAGCCAGAGGAAAAACAGGAUGUUGACAAUGCAGUGCAUUCUGGGUCAAUUUUUUCCCUAUAGGGAAAAUAGGGAUAAAUCGGUGUGCUUUCACAAGAGUGAGAUACCAUAACUUCCCAAAAAUACCAAAUCAGGUUAUGCUCCCCACCCAUAUAAAUCAGAGGUGUCCAAUCAGGUGCUUUUAAUGCUGUUUCAUUCCGCCAAACGUCCUUUUUGUCACUGAAAUAAGGAAAUACUCAAUAUUAACAUGAAUUUUAAAAACAAGUGUCUUUGCAUCAAGACAGUUACUGUCUGCCACAGGGUAAGUCACUGUCAUUUCCCCUAAUGUGGGACUAAAAAAAGUAUAUCUGAGGCUAUAUGAAUUAACAGAAUGGUAUGUAAAUUAUGUCAGCUUUUCAGACAAUUUUUUUUAAAAGUGAUGAAAUAUUCAGUUACUGAAAACUAAAGUUUGGAUGACGCAAACAAACACGACUCCAACUACAGAUUUGGAUCACUCAAAUGUUUGUAUCUACAGGGGGAAAAAAAAUUAUAAACAAAUCUAAGUACAACUGGUUCUUGCAUGGCAUCCAUUGUUGUGAAGACACAGACAAUAAAUAAUACAUUUAUUAGUGUU
This is a messenger RNA of Thalassophryne amazonica, 2979 nucleotides long. RefSeq lists its product as uncharacterized. The transcript has 5 exons. Lineage: Eukaryota; Metazoa; Chordata; Actinopteri; Batrachoidiformes; Batrachoididae. Gene Ontology annotation, molecular function: DNA binding. The coding region runs from base 1 to 864 and encodes 287 amino acids. The record is from RefSeq and is a predicted model, not a curated record.